GUCGAAACAGACCCCACCCACGCGUCCGCGAACCAGAGUCCGAGUCCGAGCCAGAGAAGGAGAAACGCAUCGGCUCAGGCUCGGAAGAAGAGGACAAAUCGCUACCCCUUGCAGAACUCCUCGAGCUCCGGCGGCUCCGGAAGCAGAGACAGGGCAUUGACGCGAGUAAUCUAUUCAAGGGCGAUGGUAAGAAGAAGAAGAAGCGAGUGGCAGAGGAGGAAGGGGAAGAGGAUAAGGGCGGGCUCAAACUCGGUGUGAGGCAGGAGGAGGACGCCGGAGAUGAAAGACGCAGCCGCUCAGGCUAGACGUGCCGUUCGAACGAGCAACUUCACGCAGCAGACCAACACGCUUGAUGUCGACAAGCACAUGAUGGAAUACAUAGAAGAGAACAUCAAGAAAAUGCGUAAUGCCCCCGACUUGUCCGAGGACAUACCAGCCGACGCCUCCGAGAGCGAGCACAAGUCCGACAAGUGGAACAUCGAGAAGAAGCUCGCAGAGGAAGGCAGCGUUACGAACAGCAUGGCCAUGCUGACAGCUAUACCAGAGGUGGACCUCGGCAUGGACGCUCGGCUAAAGAACAUUGAGGAGACCGAGAAGGCGAAGCGUAUCCACGCAGAGGAACGUAAAGAGAAGAAGAGGGUGUACAACGACGAGGAACACCUCGCCGCGAAUCGAUUCUUUCGUCCUAACCUCAGGCAAAAGACGGACGCCGAGAUCAUGCGCGACGCACAGCGCGAGGCAAUGGGUCUCCCUCCCAUCCAGGAGCGCCAGCGGAAUUACGAAAGGCCGCAGAUGUCCACGGACGAAGCGGUCAUGGAGCGCUUCAAGAAACGUAUGCGCAAAUAGCUCUCACCAAAUACCCCUCAGAGAAGCAUGUGCGUUCACCAAGGGGAGGCAACGGCAGUGUUUUGUUGUAGACUGCAUCAGUAAAACCGACAAAUACUUGUGGACCUUGCGGGUCUUUUCGUGCCCUGCCGGCCUGUCGCAAGGUAACAAUUUUGACAAGGCAAAACAAGUUAUACAAGGUGGAGGUACUAGUACAGUAUAUAAUACAUAGGCUACUCGUCUCCUUGUAAAAACUCGUGCGAAUGAUGAUCAACAUAACGAUUAAC
Molecule: messenger RNA, 1112 nt
Organism: Coniophora puteana RWD-64-598 SS2
Lineage: Eukaryota; Fungi; Basidiomycota; Agaricomycetes; Boletales; Coniophoraceae
Exons: 7
Coding region: 280-846 (188 amino acids)
Biological process (GO): mRNA splicing, via spliceosome
Cellular component (GO): spliceosomal complex
Source: RefSeq, a predicted model, not a curated record